Cutaneotrichosporon cavernicola is the source of this 1719-nucleotide messenger RNA. RefSeq lists its product as uncharacterized. Gene Ontology annotation, molecular function: triacylglycerol lipase activity. The record is from RefSeq and is a predicted model, not a curated record. Gene Ontology annotation, biological process: lipid metabolic process. The transcript has 2 exons. The coding region runs from base 1 to 1719 and encodes 572 amino acids. Lineage: Eukaryota; Fungi; Basidiomycota; Tremellomycetes; Trichosporonales; Trichosporonaceae.
AUGACAUCGCGCCCGCCAGCCGCGGCGCUGCCGGGUGGCGACUGGUCGUCCGAGCCCGCCGACCCACUCUACCCCUCUCCUCCACGGCGUUCGCUGUCCCCACCCACCCCACCCUCUCCGACAGCUAAAGAGAAGGGCAAGGCCCGUGCGGGCGCGGCGCCGGGUAGCCCACUCCGUCCGCCGAGCGCAACGGCCUCGCUGGGCAGUAUGCUUGAGGAGGCGCUCCACUCGCCACUCGAUUUACCCUCCCCCUCGCAGUCUCCGCGGUCCUCCAAAUCGCUCCCUUCAUCCACGUCGCCUCAGGCCCCACCCUUCCUCGCCCGACCACCACCAGCACAUCACGCUGGCGCGGCCGGCGUCGGUCUGCGUCCCCGCCUCAUGACUCGCAUAUCGAGCACGUCGGCACCGACAGCCUCCCUCUCUUUCGCCAGUGCAGACGAAUAUCAUCCCCGCCCGCGGGAGGUAUACGUGUCCACGACCGAGGAGCACCGGCAAUGGGAAUGGCGCCCGAACGCGGCUGGACCAGCACACUUCCACCAACACAUGUUGAUGGAACGACAUGGCGCGAGCGUGUUUCCCGAGCUCGAUCCGGCGACGGGCCUGCCGCUCACACGACAGGAAAGCGUGGAGGAGGACCGGCAUGUACAGCGGACGAUCUCGGAGCAGUGGCGGCGCGGAACGGACCCACCCAAGCCGCUCUUUGGGAUACCGAGCAUGCCGAGUCUCCCGACGUUCAAGGAGGUGCGGAGUAGUGUGGACGGACAGCGACGGCAACUGAGCACGUCGACGAGCGCACUGGCCCAGCGCAUGUUCAGCACGAGCAAGGGCCGUAUUGACAGCAUGCUCUCCGAGGAGGAUCAGGCCCCGACCAAGGAAGAAGAAUCCGCCAAGCACAUGGUCAAGUACCGGACGCCGCAGAACCCGAUUGUGCUCUGUCAUGGCUUGCUUGGCUUCGACUUUCUCGGGCCGGUCAACCUCCCCUCCCUCCAGAUUAGUCAUUGGCGAGGAAUCCGUGAGGUGCUCGAGAAGAAUGGGUGCGAGGUGCUUAUAUGCCGCGUCCCUGCUACUGGGAGUAUCAUGGAACGCGCCGAGGUGCUGCAUAACUCAAUCAAGGACCGUUUCCCUGGGCGUACGGUCAACUUGAUCGCGCACUCGAUGGGUGGUCUCGACUGCCGCUACCUCGCGUCGCAGAUCAAGCCAAGCGAGUUCAACAUCUGUUCCUUGACCACGGUCAGCACGCCGCACCGCGGCUCGCCGUUCGCCGACUACGUGAUCGACAACGUGAUCGGCCGCGAGAGAUUGGCCCAGCUCCUGGGCAUCAUGCAGGCGAUGGACUUGCCCAACUCUGGGGAUGGCGCGGCGUUUACGGCCCUCGGGACACGUGCUAUGAAGGAGUUCAACACCGAGGUCAUCGACCACCCAGACGUCAAGUAUUACUCGUGGGGAGCGUCGUUCGAGGCAGGUCUGUUUGACACGUUCCGCUGGCCCUGGUCGGUAAUCUACGCCAAGGAGGGGCCAAAUGACGGCAUGGUGAGCGUAUCGUCCGCAAAAUGGGGCGAGUAUCGCGGCACCCUGCUUGGCGUCAACCACCUCGACUUGAUCGGAUGGGUCAAUCAGCUCAACUAUAUGAUGUCGAGCCUGACUGGUAGGCCGAUCGAGUUCAAGCCCGCGACGUUCUAUCUCGAGAUGUCGGACUAUCUUGCCGAGCAGGGCUUCUAG